This is a messenger RNA of Grammomys surdaster, 3247 nucleotides long. RefSeq names its product transmembrane and coiled-coil domains 3 (gene Slc9d1). Gene Ontology annotation, cellular component: membrane. The record is from RefSeq and is a predicted model, not a curated record. Bases 548 to 2584 code for a protein of 678 amino acids. Gene Ontology annotation, biological process: potassium ion transmembrane transport; proton transmembrane transport. Lineage: Eukaryota; Metazoa; Chordata; Mammalia; Rodentia; Muridae. The transcript has 13 exons. Gene Ontology annotation, molecular function: potassium:proton antiporter activity.
UUGCGCAGGCGCAGUAUCGGGACGCUCCUGCAGCGGACUGGGAAGCUCGCUCAGUCUUGGGCUCUCCGCGUGCAGUGCGGGCAGGCGCCCUUCAGCUCCGAGGCACGGCGUUUUGGGUGCAUCGUAACCUCUCUCGGAAGCUGUUGCCGUUCUGUGGCUCUUAGGCUACGCACCCUCUAGAAGGAGGCUGGCCGGACGGCUCCAGAAACUCCAGUUCCCGGCGUGCAUCGCGCCGCGCGAAGGACGACGGAGCUGUCCAUUAGCAGCCUGCUUAAAGGAGCCGCAGCUACUUUUCAGCUGCACGUCAGAAGCGCCUGAAGUACGAAGAGGGCGGUGCCGUCCUCAGUGUCCUGGUCCCAGGUCCGGGAGAUGAGGGCAAGUCCUUCUUGGCCCUUUGGUUCGCUGCGCUGGGGAGCUCCUGAUCGGGAACAGUGAUGCUGAGGUCGCAUGUCCAAAGAGCGGCCUCCUCCAUCGGGCCAAAAAUGUGUGUGUAAAAUGCAAGCCGGAUGCAACAGAGGUCUCUGUUCCUGUCUCGCAUCCUUGGACCAUGAAGGCGCUGGACCAGAGUGUCUUCUGGAUGCUGCUUCCCUUCCUUGGCCUGAUAGCCAGCGCUCCCGAGCACGAGGAAGUGGCCAAGCACGCCAUCAAGUUGCACCGCGGGAAGGGCGCCACUGCCACUCAGAGGAAACAGUGGGCCCUGGACAGCUGCCGGAGGCUCACUGGGCUCCUGCGCCAGAAGAAUGUAGUUCUCAACAAACUGAAGAACGCCAUCAGAGCAGUGGAGAAGGACGCCAGCCUUUCGGGCGAGGAGAAGCUCUUCCAGGUGCACACAUUUGAGAUUUUCCAGAAAGAGUUGAACGAGAGUGAAAACUCAGUCUUCCAGGCCAUCUAUGGGCUGCAGAGAGCCCUACAGGGCGAUUACAGAGACGUGGUCAACAUGAAGGAGAGCAGCAAGCAGCGCCUGGAGGCUCUGAGGGAGGCUGCCAUUAAGGAGGAGACAGAGUAUGUGGAACUUCUUGCCGCAGAAAAACACCAAGUGGAAGCCCUUAAGAACAUGCAGCAUCAAAACAAGAGUCUCUCCAUGCUUGACGAGAUUCUUGAAGACGUGAGGAAAGCUGCGGACCGCCUGGAGGAGGAGAUAGAGGAGCAUGCCUUCGAUGACAAUAAAUCAGUCAAAGGCGUCAACUUUGAGGCGGUUCUGAGAGUGGAGGAAGAGGAGGCCAGUUCCAAGCAGAACAUCACCAAGAGGGAAGUGGAGGAUGGCCUAGGCCUCAGCAUGCUUAUUGACUCCCAGAACAACCAGUAUAUUCUGACCAAGCCCAGAGAUUCAACUAUCCCACGUGCAGACCACCACUUCAUAAAGGACAUCGUGACCAUAGGGAUGCUGUCCUUACCUUGUGGCUGGCUGUGUACAACAAUAGGACUGCCUACGAUGUUUGGCUAUAUAAUCUGUGGGGUGCUUCUGGGGCCUUCAGGAUUGAACAGUAUUAAGUCUAUUGUACAGGUGGAGACACUAGGAGAAUUCGGAGUCUUCUUUACUCUGUUUCUGGUUGGCUUAGAGUUUUCUCCAGAGAAGCUGAGAAAGGUGUGGAGGAUUUCCUUACAAGGACCUUGCUAUAUGACCCUGCUGAUGAUUGCCUUUGGCUUGUGGUGGGGACACCUCCUGCGGAUCAGACCCACUCAGAGUGUCUUCAUUUCCACCUGCCUAUCCUUGUCAAGCACACCCCUGGUGUCCAGGUUCCUAAUGGGCAGUGCCCGGAGUGACAGAGAAGCAGGUGACAUCGACUACAGCACAGUGCUGCUCGGCAUGCUGGUGAUGCAGGACGUGCAGCUGGGGCUGUUCAUCGCCGUCAUGCCCACUCUCAUCCAGGCUGGAGCAAGCACCUCUUCCAGCGUUGUCAUGGAAAUAUUGCGCAUACUGUUUCUGAUUGGACAAAUUCUCUUUUCGCUAGCUGCUGUCUUUCUUUUGUGUCUUGUCAUGAAGACGUAUCUCAUAGGACCGUAUUAUCGAAAGCUGCACAUGGAAAGCAAGGGGAACAAAGAAAUCCUAAUCCUGGGAGUGUCGGCCUUCACCUUCCUGAUGCUGACGGUCACAGAGCUGCUGGACGUCUCUAUGGAGCUUGGCUGCUUCCUGGCUGGAGCCUUGGUCUCUUCCCAAGGGCACAUGGUCACCGAGGAGAUCAUGGCUUACAUCGAGCCUAUCCGUGACUUCCUGGCUAUCAUCUUCUUCGCAUCCAUAGGGCUUCAUGUGUUCCCCACCUUUGUGAUCUAUGAGUUGACUGUGCUGGUAUUCCUCACGCUGUCCGUGGUCAUCAUGAAGUUUGUGUUGGCAGUGCUGGUCUUGUCUCUCAUCCUGCCAAGGAGCAGCCAGUACAUCAAGUGGAUCGUAUCUGCUGGGCUGGCACAGGUCAGCGAGUUCUCCUUCGUUCUGGGGAGUCGAGCACGGAGAGCAGGCAUCAUCUCCAGAGAGGUGUACCUCCUUAUCCUAAGUGUGACCACACUUAGCCUCUUACUUGCCCCAGUGCUGUGGAAAGCAGCCAUCACCAAGUGUGUGCCGAGACCAGAGAGGCGGUCAAGUCUCUGACAGCACGAGAUGACCACAGACUGUGGGGCGGGGAUCCUUCCCUGGGGGUUUCCAGUCCUGAGAUGGUCGGCUGCUGCACCUCUCCGCUGGCUUCCCAUCAGAGACAGAGUAACACCGACCAAGGGGCAGAGUCCUAUGCUUGCUUGCAUUUUAAAAGACUCUCCUGUCAUGUUUAAGAAUUUUCCAGAGUAAUUUAUUUGCAGUCAGUUGAUUAUGUACAGAGUUUUAACACUGCAUUUUACAAUCACCUGAACUAUUUUGCCUGGAUGUGCCUUUUUUAAUGAAAAGUAUUAACUUCCACUUGUUAAUUUAUCAGCUUAUGAUUUUUGGUAAAGAAGAAAAAGUUGCAAGCCAUUUUAUUUAUUGUACAAUUAUAAUCUGUUGGUCAAAUAUUUGUUAUUAAACAUAAUAGCAAUAUAAAAUUUUAAUUUUAUUUUUGAGCUUGGAAACUUACUUUUGAUCUUUAAAACUUCAAUGUCCUCUUGCUUCUUGUAGCUAUUUUAAAUAAAACAUUUUCAUGUUGAUUUUUAUUAGUUUCACUUUUAAGAUACUUGAUUUUGAAUCACAGGAAUAUGAAUUCUUAAAUAAAGACCAUUUAUGACCAGGGUAUAAUUAUUUGGAACUUACUGAGCAUCCCAUUUUUUUAAAAAAAUUUACUUAUUU